UAAACAUACAGAUAUUUGGAUUUGGGUUCUACCUCAACACAAAAUGUCCGGGGAAUCUGAGAAUUUGGUUAUAACUCCAACAUAUAGCGAACUGCAAGCAAUAGACCAGGAAGAUAUCAUAUUGUUAAUCGACGUGGAGUCGGCAGUAAAUGUAUGUAAUGAGUGUAUCACAGAGAAAUCCGCGAAUCCUUCAGAUGUCUUGACAUUGUGGUUCAGUAAAUUAUUGAGGGCAUACAUAAGUGAAUCGGUUGACUGCGUCAAGGCAGUGAAGGAAAUGUGCAAAUGGUUCCAACUUGAAUGUGACUCUUGCAAGGAAAUCUGCAGCGCUCAUAUUAAACUUUUCAAAGAGGCCCUAGCUUUUAUAACCGCAUACAGGGAUAAUUUGCUAAAAGCAGGCGAGCGUCUGGUUCAAAUCUUUACCUAUCUUCAAUUAUCAUUGAUUGAUUUAUUUGUGAAAACAAGCAACAGAACAGAAGAUCAUCAGCUUCUUAAAGAUCUUCAGUUUUCUGUGCUUUUCCUGCUGAAAGAGAUUACCUCUAAAUCAAAAAAAGUUCACCCUCGAAACAUUCUCUUGAUGCAAAAGGUAAUGGAAAUUGCAGAUCACGAAAGAGAAAAAUUUAGGGAUUUCGAGUUACCUGCAAAGACAAGCGAGACCAUUACUCAAAUGUGCGUGCAUUACAUGUCAUGCGUUGAUCUCAAUGAAGAACCAAUACCUGAAUGGCUUAAGGAAACGGUAUCUCAUCUUUGCGAAAUGGUACUCAGUUAUUUGGAGGAUCUUAACAAAAGGCUUAAUUUCACCGCAAAUGAAUUAGAAGAGCUCUUUAAGGUUUUGCCAAGUUACUUGUUAAUGUUGAAACAGAUUUUUAAAAAUGGUGUAAUAAAAAUUGAUCAAGAAGUAGCUGCUUACCUUAUGGAUUUAAUCAUGUGUCAAGAAACGAGGCCAUCACAUUAUUCUAUCAAAAAUCUUCAAAAUCUCAUUACUACAUAUGUAAGACCAAAUAUAAUGAAACUUUUUCAGUUGGCUUACUGUUUCUGCGAAUGUCAAAAGUAUUUUUUAACUUGCGUUUUGGUUCAACAAGAAGGAGAUUAUUUUGACGCCUGUAUUGAUUUUGUAAGUGUUGUGUCUACAGACGAUUCGGAUAUCCUUCCUUUUACCUGUCGAACUCUGCAAAAAGUAUUUGAAUAUUUUUUUAAAGAUGUCAACAUAUUUGUGAAUGAUGAGCGCUAUGAGCAAGUAAUAGAUGCCUUUGGUUCUCUAUUGUACAUGGUGGCUAAGAAGGAACUACAUAGCUAUUUCCUUGCUGGUUUAUUUCAAAAGGAUAUUAUAAAAUCUCAAGUGUGUGCUGACAUACUUAUGCUGUGCUUUCGUCUUAAAGAGGUUAAUAAUUUUUGGACACCCAACACUGUAGAACAGGCUAUUAAUUUUUGGCAAAGGUGCAACAAUCUAUAUGCCAUGUUCUCACAAAAUCCUAGUCAAUUGCAUGUGCAGCGUUUUCUAAAGUAUUUUCAAAGUUUGGGAAGACAAGGAAUCCCUGCCUUGAGCAUUCAAAACUUCCGUCAACUCUCGACCGUAUUAACUGCUGAUGCUCAAAUCGGAAUUAAACUAUUGAAACGCUUAGAUGAAAUCACAUCUGCGUUGCCCACACAAGUUAAUGUGUACUACGAGAUAGCUAGUCUUCUAGAAUUAUUGGUGAGUCAAGACACAGAUUGUUCUCAGUGGUUUCAGCGAACAUCCGAAAUGUCCAAGGAUUUGAUGAGCAUUGCAAGUUGUAAUUCUUUUACAAGUGCCUAUUUCAAGUUGCUAGUUCGUGCCAAUAAGGCCACACAGUUGCUGGUAUUACGAGGACUGGCCCCAACCAAUGGAUGCACAAACUGGCACCAACAAAAAUUCAUCGAGGCUUGCAAGAUCAGCGAUGAUGCCCAACUCAGAGCCUUUAGUGUCCACCACACUAUACCGUCAGAUUUUCAGCAACUUUUACAGGUUUUGCGACAGAAACCCGAAGAUCUGGAUUCAUCAGUAGAUGUUUCGCUUGAUGAUUUCAGCAUGAUCAGUCAAUGGGUCUACACACGUGACUCGGAACACAAGUGCCAAGGUUCUAGUUUGAAGCGAAAGCGCGAGGAAGUUUCACACAAGCAGAUCCUUCACGACAUCUAUGAGGGAACGCUUCAGUUGAGCAAGCUCAGUGGGAACUUUGAUGCCGCCGAUUGGGAUCUGCAUAAAAGAGUGCUGACACAUUUAGGUAGUAUUUUACCAGGACUCUGAUUUUGUCUCACAUCGCCGAAAUGGUAAAUAUUAUAAUGAAAUUUGGGUUCAAACUGGCUUAAAUAUUCAACAUAACGUGAUCUACAUGUUGCUCAACAUCCUGUAACAUUAGAAGUUUUUCGAUAUCAGGCCGGCCCAUAUAGUGGUCCUGUAUAAGAAUACCUAGUAAAGUCCAAAUUUUUUUUUUAAAUCGUAGUCAGA
Drosophila ficusphila is the source of this 2464-nucleotide messenger RNA. RefSeq lists its product as uncharacterized. Bases 44 to 2263 code for a protein of 739 amino acids. The transcript has 9 exons. The record is from RefSeq and is a predicted model, not a curated record. Lineage: Eukaryota; Metazoa; Arthropoda; Insecta; Diptera; Drosophilidae.